Molecule: messenger RNA, 1860 nt
Organism: Brachypodium distachyon (stiff brome)
Lineage: Eukaryota; Viridiplantae; Streptophyta; Magnoliopsida; Poales; Poaceae
Product: indole-2-monooxygenase
Exons: 3
Coding region: 85-1644 (519 amino acids)
Molecular function (GO): oxidoreductase activity, acting on paired donors, with incorporation or reduction of molecular oxygen; iron ion binding; heme binding
Source: RefSeq, a predicted model, not a curated record
AGAUGAAGUUUGUGAAUAGAAAAGCAGUAGGCUUCACAAGACUUCUCCAGCUGAGCAGAGCUGCUGCCCAAGCUAGUAAUUAACAUGGCAGAUCUCGUGCACUACAAACUCUUGCAAGAGAUGGCCCCUCGAGCAUGGUUUCUGAUGCUCCUCUUCCCCCUCUCCCUCUUCGUUUUGCACUACAUGUUAACAACCGCAAAGACAGGAAUUAGAAGGAACAAGAACAGCAACAGCGUCCCGGGUUCGCCGCCAGCGCUGCCCAUCAUCGGCCACCUGCACCUGAUGGGACCGCUCCCGCACGUCUCCCUCGGCAGCCUGGCCGGGAAAUACGGCCCGGACAUGAUGCUGCUCCGCCUCGGCGCCGUGAAGACGCUCGUAGUGUCGUCGCCGCGGGCAGCCGAGGCGGUGCUGCGAACGCACGACCAUGUCUUCGCGUCGCGGCCGCGCUCCGUGGUCGCCGACACCCUCAUGUAUGGCUCCUGCGAUAUCGCCUUUGCGCCGUACGGCGAGCAAUGGCGGCAGGGGAGGAAACUCUUCGCCGCCCACCUGUUGAGUGCCAAAAAGGUGCAGUCUUCCCGCGGUGCUGCCGCUGACCAGGUGAGGAUGGUUAUGUCCAAGAUCAUUGAGGCAACUACCACAGGCCAUACGGUGGACAUGAGCGAGCUGCUCUACACGUUCGUAAACGACAUGACAUGUCGUAUUGCCUCACGUAAGUUCUUCCAGAAAGAAGGACGGAGCAAGUUACUCCGGGACCUCAUCAAUGAUAGCUCACGGCUGCUAGGGGGGUUCAACGUGGAGGAAUACUUCCCAGCAUUCGCAAGGGCAGGCCUACUUAGAAGUGCAGUUGCCAAAGCAGAGAGAGUGAGGAAUCGAUGGGCUGAUCUGCUAGACAAGGUGAUAGAUGACCAUAUGAGCGAGGACAAGUCAACUUUUGAUCAGAAGGAUGGAGAUUUCGUGGACAUUUUAUUGUCCGUUCAACAAGAGUAUGAUCUCACAAGGGAACGCAUGAAAGCUCUCCUGACCGAUGUGUUUUUCGCGGCAACAGACACAUCGGCGCAUACCCUUGAUUGUACCAUGGUUGAGCUCAUAAGGAGGCCACAGCUAUUGAGAAAGCUGCAAGCUGAGGUGAGAAGUAUCGUACCCCGAGGACGAGAAAUUAUCAACGAGACCGACCUUAGUAACAUGACAUACCUCAAGGCAGUCAUAAAAGAGACACUUCGGUUGCAUCCUGUAGCUCCUCUUCUUGCUCCACACAUCGCCAUGCAUGACUGCAACAUCGACGGAUAUAUGGUCUCUGCUGGGACGCGUGUUGUUGUUAAUACAUGGACCGUCGGUAGGGACUCUAAAUUCUGGAAGGAUCCGAAAGAGUACGUACCAGAAAGGUUUAUAGAUGGUGUACAUGUCAACUUCAAGGGGAAUGAUUUUCAGUUCUUGCCAUUUGGGGCAGGACGAAGGAUCUGUCCUGGGAUAAACCUCGCGGUUGCCAAUAUGGAGCUCAUGGUGGCGAACCUUAUGUACCAUUUUGAUUGGGAGCUGCCGUCAGGGAUUGAGAGAAAGGAUAUUGAUAUGACAGAGAUAUUUGGGCUCACGGUACGCCGCAAGGAGAAACUGCUCUUAACUCCCAAAUUAUGUGUAUAUCCCUAAGACACAUCUUAGGAUGCAUGCGUUGCUACUGAUAUGUUUGGUGCUUUUGAUAUAUAAUUGCCAAUAAACCGUUGCCGUCUUUUAAAGGUUGUAUUUCAGUUCUAAAAGUAUUUAGGUACCAAAAUUGAGUUUAGUUCAUGUAUAAUCCCACUAUUGGGUUUAAAUCAUUUCAGGUGUAAAUCUAGAUUUCUGUUUACAAUGUCAAAGUUCUCCGUA